Molecule: messenger RNA, 804 nt
Organism: Lachancea sp. 'fantastica'
Lineage: Eukaryota; Fungi; Ascomycota; Saccharomycetes; Saccharomycetales; Saccharomycetaceae
Source: the annotation of a GenBank genome assembly
AUGUUUGCUGACGUAGUGUGUGGAUGGAGUCAUAUGGUCGUAAUCGAGCAAAACGGAACUGUUUCCACUGCUGGCAUUGGGGACAAGGGAGAACUGGGACAAUUCGAGGUUCGAAAAUCGCCAAAAUUCACACCAAUACACAAGCUACAAAAUCUUGAGAAAGCUCAAGUCUUUGCAUGUUUUUACAACACCUACGUUUUAGACAACUGCCAAUUAUACGGAUGUGGCUCCAACACUAAGUGUCAGCUCAAGGACGUCAAAUCGCGGGUGGUAGACACACUCGAGGUCGUUGGUUCAUUCCCCGUUGCCAGCGCAUGUGUGGGUAAGAAUUUUGUAUGUUUUGUCGACACUACGGGAGAGCUUCACAUAAGAGGUGCAUUAGCGAGCUUCGAGCCACAGAUGCAGCAAAAACACCGCGGUAUGGCAGCUUUCGAGUUGAAAGCCAUGUGGACAUCAAUCACUAGUCAAUGUGGGCAAGAUUUUGCAUUCUUCGGCACCGCUAACCAGAAUCAAAACGCUGUUGUCGAAAGUCAAUUUGAUAAACCCGUCACAGCUUGGAAUACUGGCAGCGAGCACGGUGUUGUGUGUUUGGAUAGAAAGACAGUUUUCUGCUGGGGCUGGGGCGAACACGGCAAUUGCGGGCCUAUUGCCACAUCGAAAGUGAUUGACGGCAUUAACGAUGGGUCCAACAUCAAUAGUGGUAUCAACCUAACCUAUGAUAUACAACGUUUACCAGACGCAACGGUUUACGACUGUUUUGGAGGAUGUGCAACUACUUGGAUUUGUGUAGAAAUCGACAAUUAA